Molecule: messenger RNA, 2268 nt
Organism: Pieris brassicae (large cabbage white)
Lineage: Eukaryota; Metazoa; Arthropoda; Insecta; Lepidoptera; Pieridae
Product: thyroid transcription factor 1-like
Exons: 6
Coding region: 30-1028 (332 amino acids)
Biological process (GO): regulation of transcription by RNA polymerase II; cell differentiation
Cellular component (GO): nucleus
Molecular function (GO): RNA polymerase II cis-regulatory region sequence-specific DNA binding; DNA-binding transcription factor activity, RNA polymerase II-specific
Source: RefSeq, a predicted model, not a curated record
GCCGUCGAGUGGCGUCGAGUGUCGAUCGGAUGUCCGCGGAGGGCGGCGGCUAUUCGCCGUGUCCGGCGGAGGCGCUGCCGGAGCUGAGCGCCGCCGAGCUGGCGAUGAGCCUAUCGCCCAAGUCGGCGCUGCUGCAGCAGAACCUGUCGCAGUUGCAGCUGCAGCAUUCGACCCCUUUCUCGGUGACGGACAUCCUGUCGCCCAUCGAAGAGUACCGCAAACUGGAGCUGGCCAACAACCCGCCGUCGCCGUACAGGUCCAAUUCGUCGGGGAGCAGUAUAAACUCUCCUCUCGGGCCGGGGGCCUCUUGUGGGAUGGCGGCUAAUCCCUACGCUGUGCCGUUAUACGGCGGUGCCCCAGUCCAGGGUUACGGAUGUGCCCCAGCUGACCUGCCCCAUUAUGGAGAUAUGCGUGGAGCCAGUUGGUACCCCGCCUCGAAUGACCCCAGGUUUGCCAUUUCCAGGCUGAUGACGUCGACUGGGGGAGGCAUGGGACAUGUGAACAACAUGGGCGGGCUUGCCGCCUGCGCGGGACCCGACGCUAAGCCAAUGCAGUUUCCUCUUGCCCAGAGGAGAAAAAGAAGGGUGCUUUUUACACAAGCACAGGUGUAUGAAUUGGAGAGACGGUUUAAGCAGCAGAAGUACCUGUCAGCCCCUGAGAGGGAACAUCUAGCCUCACUAAUACACCUCACACCCACACAGGUCAAAAUAUGGUUUCAAAAUCAUCGCUAUAAGUGUAAACGGCAGGCGAAGGAAAAAGCUAUGGCAGAACAAAACCAACACAAUCAGUCAUCAUCAUCACCGCGGCGAGUGGCUGUUCCCGUUCUGGUGAAGGACGGGAAACCAUGCGGGUCCGGUGAGUCAUCGUCCCCCGCGCACAGUCACUGUGCGACCCCUACAUCGGGGUACUCCGCCCCCCAAUCCUCGCAAGCUGCCUGCAGCAAUCCCCUCGUAUCCUCCUACCGGCAGCCUACGGCGUACCAGCAGCAGUGCUCGGGCUACCUUCCGCUGCAAGGCAGGGCUUGGUAGAAAUUCCCACAGCUUUACCACGAGACAAUGUUCAAGGAGGAGAUGUACUUUGAUUAAUCUGUUAACCGGUGGUUUUGUUUAAGUCGGAUUUGUUGUCAUGUUACUCCCGCUAUUUAGGAAACAAACUGUAAUCAGUGUGAAAUGUGUUUGGGUAAUUCGUUUUGGUUCAAGUUUCGUGUCUAAAGUCUCCUGUAGGAACAUUGUCGCUGGUAAAGCGUUGGGAUGCAGCCCAGUGUGAAGUGAUAGAACAUUAGUGACAUUGUGGACUUCUAAAAGUGAAAACGUAUUGCUAUCGUAUCCGGAAUAGGGUAUUGUAAAUAGUUAAUGUUAAGCACUAAUAAGGAUUUGACAUGACAAGACUAUGUUGCCAUAUCUUUUCUAUAGAGCGUUCGUCUAUCAAACUAACAAAAGUAGCUAUUACCGCUUGCAUCAGAAACCAAUUUUGAGUGUAUAUAAAAGUAGGUAAUUGUUGUGUGAAUAGUAUAAUUUAUUUACGAUCAGUGUUUUGUGCGUGUGUAGAUAGUUACGUGUAAAUAAGUAGACAUUAUAGAUGAAUAUUUUAAAUCAUAUUUAAGAGCUACAUAACUUCGAUCACAAUCUUUAAUGCAAUUAUUUAAUGAUGCAGGAAAGUUGAAAAACAAAUUACGAAAUACGAAUGUUUGUCUCUCAACUUUUCUUAUAACUUUUACCUAAAAAUAAAUAAUUUUUAAUCGAUUUAUUUGUUUAUUUUAAACGCGUCCAAUUAUUGCAUUUAAUUAAUCACAAAUUUACCUUACAUUAAAGCGAACAACGAACCAAUUUGAAGUAUUGAUUUUGUUAUGGUUAAAUAAGUUUUAUAUGAGUAUUUUGUAAUGAGCAAUAAAUCGUGUAGAUAAAGGUUUAUACUCUGUUAAAAAUAGCUUUAUUUUAUUUUAGUAUUCACUAAGUAUAUUAUUUUUCCUAAUCUUCAAACUUAAAAUUACAAAAAUUCCUAGAUACAAACUGAUGAGAAAAUUGUAAAACAACUUUAAAACUGUACACAAAAUAGGUACUUAAUUUUUUCACGCUGUAAAUAAAGUAGAACGUUUCUUAAAUUCCCAAUUGGUCACCGUAGUUGGAACCUGUCUAAAAAUGAAAAUGAUAGCAAUAAGAUUAACUUUAUUAAGUUAAAAAUAACGUUUGUAUCUUAAUUUAUAUUUUCUACGACUAAACAGUUAUAAUUAUUUUAGUUAGGACAUAGAAACGUUAUAACGAUUAGGUA